This is a messenger RNA of [Candida] anglica, 1632 nucleotides long. NCBI's taxonomy places the organism in Eukaryota, Fungi, Ascomycota, Pichiomycetes, Serinales, Debaryomycetaceae. The record is from the annotation of a GenBank genome assembly.
GAGGACAAUAUUUGAAUUAAUAUGGCCAUCUCGUUCAGGGAACAGUUUAGAGGAUUUCCAAUAUGGCAAAUGUUCAUUAUCUGUGUAAUUAGGUUCUCUGAACCAAUUGCAUUUUCAUCAUUGUUCCCCUAUAUUUAUUUUAUGAUUAGGGACUUUAAAAUUGCAGAUCGAGAAGAAGAUAUUUCUAAAUAUUCUGGGUAUUUAGCUUCCUCGUUUGCCUUUGCCCAGUUCCUAUUUGCUGUACACUGGGGUAAAUUGGCAGAUAGAAAGUUUGGACGUAAACCGAUAUUAUUAGCGGGACUUUUAGGUACUUCUAUUUCUUUAAUUAUUUUUGGAUUUUCUACAAAUUAUUAUAUGGCAUUAGCUGCUCGAUCUUUAGCAGGUGCAUUGAAUGGGAAUAUAUCUGUAUUAAGAACCAUGAUCGGUGAAAUUGCCACUGAAAGAAGACAUCAAGGGGUUGCAUUUUCCACUCUUCCUCUUUUAUUUAAUUUUGGUAGUGUCAUUGGCCCCCUAAUUGGUGGUUCACUGUAUUUUACAAGACCAAAGAAGGAAAACCCUUACCAAAGUAAUAGUUUGGAAAGUUUCCACGAUCGCUUUUUGAAUAAACAUCCCUAUGCCUUAUCUAACAUAGUUGUUGCUUGUUUUUUAUGGUUUAGUUUUACUUGUGGAGUUCUAUUUUUAGAAGAAACUCAUGAGAAAUUUAAAUAUAGAAGAGAUAUUGGAGUUGAUUUAGGUGAUAAGUUAUUAUAUAGUUUAGGUAUAACUCCACCUACUAGACCAUGGAGUCCAGCUUAUAAGCAACAGGGCACCUACGAUGAACCAGAUGAAAUCUCACCGUUGAUCAUUCCUGAUAUAGACGAAGAAGAAGAAGAAGAACAAGGAAAUCAAGAAAGAGGUGAGGAAUCAGGAGAACAUUCAGUUGAAAUGAUUGAAAAAGAUGACUCAGUUGCAUUCACACCUGGUGUAAUUUCCGCUAUUUCUUCUAAUUUUAUCAUAUCAUUGCACAGUAUAACUUAUAAUGAGUUUUUACCAAUCUUUUUAGCCUCUAGAAAUAAGCCAGAUGCUCUAAAAUUCCCAUUUAAGAUUGAAGGUGGCUUGGGUUAUAGUGCUUCCUAUAUUGGUAAUCUUUUCUCUAGUACUGGGAUUGUGGGAACAUUUAUAGUGCUUGUAAUUUUCCCCAUAAUUGAUAGAUAUUUGGGUUCAAUUAAUGGGUACAGGCUUUCUGUAUCAAUAUUCCCCACAGUUUAUUUCUUGGUCCCAUUUACGAUAUUUACUUUGCAUUCCUACAAUCUGUGGUUCCCAGAAUGGGCCACCCCUUUAAUGUUGUAUAGUUUAACUUCAUUGAAAACUUUGGCGACUGCUACUGGAAUGCCUCAAAUUAUGCUCAUAAAUCAUCGUGCAGCACCUAAACAGCAUCGUGCAUACGUCAAUGGAACUACAAUGAGUAUUAUCGCUCUUGCUCGUUGUACAGGGCCAAUUGUAUUUGGUUACUUGAUGAGUUUGGGAGAGAAAACUUCUUCUGGGUGGAUUAUCUGGUGGUCGAUGUCAUUAUUGGCUAUGAUAGGAACAAUUCAAUCUUUCUUUAUGGAAGAUUUAGAUGAUGAAUAAAAAUAGACUAUGUAGAAAUAUAGA